AUGUUUCUUAAGAGUUUAACUUUUACCUUCCGCCCAUGGAAUUUUCCAAGCUCUGCCAAUGCUAGAAGUAUUGUUUUCAAGAAACAAAUGUUUUGGGUCUUGUCCUUUUCACAAAACAACAGUUCUGACUGGAAAGGGAUGGGGCUUGUUUUUGCCUUGAUGCUGCAGCUCUGCAUAACUGGCCUUGCAGUGACAGCUCAAGAAUCCAAAGGGUCCAUUAUAUCUCCAUCUUCAACAUUGCUUCUUGUCUUUCCUAUAUCAGAAACACUAAGUCCUAUUUAUCACGGGGAGGGAAGCGAGGCACCAAACUUACCACCAGAUGGAGAUGGGUUUAUUUUAUCCCCAUCUCCGGCGAACAUACAUGUGUAUCAUUCCCCUAGCUUCCCGACAGUACCAAACGGGCCAUUUUUUCAGCCUCCAAAGAUACUACCACCUCCUACAGCAGCUCCAUCCCCUUACAAGAUUAAAGACAUUGAAUCAUCCAAAUCUCCAGAUCCAAGCACUAUAGCAUUACCACCACCAUUUGAGCUUGUUCCCUCACCAUCAGUAGUUCAAGGGACCAAGCCACCAUCUAUAAAAACAAGUCCACCUCAAAUUAAUGCACCUGCGGUUAGACCUCCUGUCUCCUCACCAACUGCUCCAGAAACAGUUGAAAGAUCUUCUGGCAGAUCACCAAAAACUUCACCUGUCAGCCAACCAAUUGAACAUGGAAAUCUGGCACCUAAUUCCGAUAGUAGGCAUGCAAAUAAGAGUCACCUUGCAGAGCCAUUUUCACCAGCUCCAAGUGCAACACCUUCUGCUAAUAUGCCCAAAAAUUCACCAGGCAGCCAACCAACUGAACAUGCAACUUUUCCUCCGAAAGAGGAUACGAAUAAAGAACCAGUUACACCACCUUCAAGUGCAUUUCCAUUUAAACCACCAUUGGUCCAUCCAAUUUUUCCAGUAGCAUCUCCAUCAAAAUUACCAGAGCCUGUAGCCUCUCCCACUCCGUUGAGAAACAUCAAUUGGAAGAAAGGUGGAGCACCAGUUGUUGCUCCUUUGUCCAGAAAUCCAAAGCCACUUCCAGCUGUAAUACACUCCCCUGCUCAAGCUCCCGCAGCACAAAAGUCAAUGCAAUCGCAUCAUGCUGCCGAGCCAUUGAUCUCAUCUCCUAAAUCUCCUUCGAAUAAAGAACAUCGUUCUCCCGCAUUGUCAUCCUCAUUUCACAAACAUCCUCAUACAAAGGAGAUAAUCAUCAACUCUGCUCCUGCAUCAUCAUAUAUGGUUUCCCCACCCAUUUCAAAACACGAAGAUUCUUCAGUUUUCCCAUUCUCUUCCCCUAUUCAUUCACACAUGGACCAAGUUUCACCUGCUCGUUCUCCAUCAACCAAACUCGCAUCUCACCGAACUGGAAAAGCUCCAUAUGAGUCUUCUUCGAAGAGACCUAAUAUGCCUUUCCUGCCUCCAGUUCAAGCACUGCCACCACCACCUCCCAAUGAAGAUUGUUUAUCAACUGUCUGCACAGAACCUUAUACAAAUUCUCCCCCUGGAGAACCUUGCAGAUGCGUAUGGCCCAUGCGAGUUGGUCUUCGCCUUAGUGUUUCACUUUAUACCUUCUUCCCUUUGGUUUCAGAACUAGCUUCUGAAAUUGCCGCUGGGGUUUUCAUGAAACAAAGUCAAGUUCGCAUUAUGGGAGCAAAUGCAGUAAACCAACAACCUGAGAAAACUGUUGUCCUUAUUGAUUUGGUUCCACGUGGGGAACAGUUUGAUAAUACUACAGCCUUUCUGACUUCUGAGAGAUUUUGGCACGAAAAGGUCCUUAUCAAAGCUUUCUACUUUGGAUCCUACGACGUGUUAUACGUGAGUUAUCCAGGUUUACCUCCCUCUCCUCCUUUACCUCCUUCAAGCCUAAACUCGUUCAGUGGUGUUCCAUAUCCCACUGAUGGCAAUAAUGGAAGGACAAUAAAGCCCUUUGGGGUUGACAUACAGACGAGACAACAUGAAGGUGGACUUAGCAGAAGCAUAAUUGCAAUUAUUGCCGUUUCAGUAUCUUUAGCAGCUGUCAUAUGUGCUGCUGCUGCUGCUUGGGUCAUGUUCAAGUUCAGAGAUCACGUUAGUCAGCCAGCAGCAACCGUACGACAGCUUUCGUCUCCUUCACUUACCAAAGAACCAGGUACUGCUGGAUCACAUAGAGGUGGGGGAGUUGGUUCGGUUUCCACAUCAUUUCGUUCUAGCAUUGCUGCUUACACAGGAUCUGCUAAGACUUACACUAUGAAUGACAUUGUGAAAGCUACUAAUGAUUUCCAUGCUUCAAGAAUACUUGGAGAGGGCGGUUCUGGGCGUGUGUAUAGUGGUAUCCAGGAAGAUGGGACGAAAGUGGCGAUAAAGGUUUUAAAGAGGGAGGAUCAUCAUGGUGAUCGUGAAUUCUUAGCUGAAGUUGAGAUGCUCAGCCGUCUUCACCAUAGAAAUUUGGUCAAGUUAAUUGGUUUAUGUAUUGAAGACAGCUUUCGCUGCUUGGUUUAUGAACUUGUUCCAAAUGGAAGCGUGGAAUCUCAUUUACAUGGGGUUGACAGGGAAAACAGCCCCCUCGAUUGGAGUGCCCGGUUGAAGAUAGCUCUUGGUGCAGCUCGUGGUUUAGCUUAUUUGCAUGAAGAUUCAAGUCCCCGUGUUAUACAUAGAGAUUUCAAAUCUAGCAACAUAUUGUUGGAAAAUGAUUUUACACCAAAAGUAUCUGAUUUUGGAUUGGCUCGAACAGCAACUGAUGAGAACAAACACAUAUCAACACGCGUCAUGGGAACUUUCGGGUAUGUGGCGCCGGAGUAUGCAAUGACUGGACAUCUUCUUGUUAAAAGUGAUGUGUACAGCUAUGGUGUUGUUCUUCUUGAACUUUUGACUGGAAGAAAACCUGUAGACAUGUCACAAGCUCCUGGUCAAGAGAAUCUUAUUGCUUGGGCUCGUCCACAUCUCACAAGUAAAGAAGGAUGUGAAACAAUGAUAGACCCGUCUCUAGGAGCUGAUGUGCCUUUUGAUAGUGUGGCUAAGGUUGCGGCCAUUUCUUCAAUGUGUGUGCAACCAGAGGUAUCAAACCGUCCCUUCAUGGGUGAGGUUGUGCAGGCUCUAAAACUUGUAUGUAAUGAAUGUGAUGAAGCAAAAGAAGAAGCAGGUUCAAGAAGGUGUAGCCUGGAGGAUUUAUCUGUUGAUUUAGAUCUUGAAAUAAGCACUGUUUCUGGUCACCUAACAGAUAAUCUCCAAAGCCAAUUCUCAGCUACUAACUUUGAUUCUGGGGUUGAUAUUGAAAGAGGCUUAGCAGCAUCGGAACUGUGCAGUUCAUCAGCAAGAUUUACCAGGGUGGAGUUUGGAUUGUUCAGAAGCAACUCUUAUUCAGGUCCUCUGAGAACUGGAAGAAGCUGGCGGUUGUGGCAGAUAAUUAGAAGUCUUUCUAGAGGCAGUGUCAGUGAACAUGGAACUAUGUUAAAGUUUCCUGUGCCCGAUUCGUGGUAUCCCACACUCUCCGUCUUCACCUUCGCCAUCGGCCUCGUCUUGACCGCCUCUUUCUUCAUAUAUGAAGCAACCUCUUCUAGGAAAAGUCGUUCACUUGUCCAGGAGCUGACAACUGGAGCGGUGGCAUCAAUCUUCUUGGGUUUUGGGUCCUUGUUCCUCUUAAUUGCGUGCGGCGUUUAUGUCUAA
Sphenostylis stenocarpa is the source of this 3666-nucleotide messenger RNA. Lineage: Eukaryota; Viridiplantae; Streptophyta; Magnoliopsida; Fabales; Fabaceae. The record is from the annotation of a GenBank genome assembly.